Messenger RNA from Funneliformis geosporum, 1482 nucleotides. The record is from the annotation of a GenBank genome assembly. Lineage: Eukaryota; Fungi; Glomeromycota; Glomeromycetes; Glomerales; Glomeraceae.
AUGAAUAAUAAAACUAAAAGUCCUCAAACUAAAGAAGAAGUUGAAAAACUUUUGGAAAAUGAUCAACGGAUAAAAGUAGCCGGUGUGGAUGUUGAUGGAAUUCUUCGUGGAAAAGUUAUUCAAAAGAGUAAAUUUUUGUCCAUCUUAGAGGAUGGAUUUGGGUUUUGUAGUGUAAUUUUCGGAUGGGAUAUGCAUGAUAAGACGUACUCUGAAGAGCUCGAGGUAUCAAACCAAGAGAAUGGUUACGCUGACAUAAUUGCCAAAGUCGACAUAUCCACUUACCGUCGUAUACCAUGGGAGAAUAAUAUCCCAUUUUUCUUGUUAUCUUUUUAUGAUCCCGUGACAAAAGAACCACUUUACGUAUGUCCAAGGGGUCUUUUGAAAAACAUAAUAACUAAAUACGACGCAUUAGGUUUAAAACCGAUGUGUGGCGUUGAAUUCGAGUUCUUCAAUUUCAAUGAAACUCCCGAGACAAUAGCAGCCAAACAGCAUCAUUUACCUGAACCUUUAACACAGGGAAUGUUUGGUUAUUCUUUAAUUCGACCAACAUCGAAUCAAAACUACUUUUAUGAUUUAUUUGAUAAAAUGAAAGAAUUCGGCGUGGAUUUAGAAGGAUUACAUACGGAAACAGGUCCCGGCGUGUAUGAAGCUGCGCUUUCAUAUUCACAGGCAAUGGAUAUGGCAGAUUCAGCUACAUUAUUUAAGUUGGCCACAAAACAAAUCGGUAUCCUUAGAGGGGUUAUGCCAUGUUUUAUGGCUAAACCACAUAAUGAUCUACCAGGUUGUUCAGGACAUGUGCAUUUUUCACUUAAAUAUAAGAACACAGAAGAAAAUGCUUUUGCCAAAAAAUAUAGUGAAGUCGAUGACUUAGUGGAAAAUGGAUCCAAUUUAUCAGAUAAAGAAUGGAAAGAUACCAAAGCUAUGAGUGAUCUUAUGAAACAAUUUUUGGCAGGUAUUCUCGUCGGAUUACCAAGCAUUAUGCCAUUACUAGCUCCAAAUGUUAAUAGUUACAAGAGGUUGGUGGAAAAUUAUUGGGCACCUGUAAGCGUUUCAUGGGGUCUCGAAAAUCGAACCGCAGCUAUAAGAAUAAUUUCACCGCCUACGUCAUCAGCUUCAGCAACUAGGAUAGAGUUGAGAGUACCAGGAGCUGAUAUUAACCCAUAUUUUACAAUUGCUGCUACAUUAGCUUGUGGAUUAUAUGGUAUUGAAAAUAAGUUGCCUGUACCAAUUCCACCUUUGUCAUAUAUUAAUAAUAAAGUAGGCAUUUCACAAGAGGAUAAGAUGAAUUUAUUUGCCCAAAAUCAAUUAUCCAAAAGUUUAAAGGAAGCUACCCUGGUAAUGAUGGCCAAAGAUUCUAUAGCUAGAAAAGUGUUAGGUGAUAAGUUUAUUGAUCAUUUUGGUAAAAGUAGAUUACAUGAAUGGAAAUUGUGGGAAACAACUGUUACUAAUUGGGAAACCAAGCGUUAUUUUGAAACCGUUUAA